UCAGCUGGUCGGUGCUCGCCAAUAAAAAGGGACGCCUCGGGGAGCUUGACGACACUGCACACCACUCCCCACACCGAGCUGUCCCCAUUUCGCACUAGUAGCGCUCUCUCUUUCACACACACAGGGUCCAGAGAGCUCGAGCUCUUCCUGCCAUGGCGGUUCCACUGCUGCUUCUGCUCUUGCUGGCCAUGUUCACAGGCUCAGAGGGGGCGUUCUGCGUGUGCAAGCCGGGCGUGCCCGACGCGAUGAUGCAGAAGGCGAUCGACUACGCCUGCGCCAAAGGUGCCGACUGCACCCAGACGAUGCAGAACGGGCCGUGCUACAGCACCCAGAAGCAGGUGGUCUGCUCCUACAUCGUCAACAGCUACUUCCAGAAGAACGGCCCCGUAGGCGCCACCUGCGACUUCGGCAGCGUCGCCACCCUCACCACCAGCGACCCCAGCUCCGGCAACUGCAAGUUCGCCUCCGGCACGAGCGGCGUAGGCACCGGAACGGGCACAGGCACAGGCACAGGCGCCGGGACCGGUACCGGAGCAGGCACCGGCGCCGGUACAGGAACCAGCACCGGAGCAGGCACGGGCAUGGGCGCAGGGACCGGAACCAGCACAGGCACCGGUGCCGGCACGGGGAUCACAAACCCAGGAAGCACCUUGAGCCCACCGUUUGGCAGCGCCUACGGGCCAUCGGGCAGCAGCGCGGGCCCGGACUACAACGAGGCCGCCGCGCCGCUCUUCGCAGGGCGCCAAGUCCUUGCGGCGCUCCUGGCCACCGCCGCGCCUCUCCUUUUCCGCCUCGUCUAAUCGAAAGGUGAGAAGCCAGGCGCCGCAUGCUGUCCACGGUUGGCUGGCGGCGGCACAAAGGGCGCUCAGUGGAUUCCACGUCGAUCAGUGUAGUAGCAGUGGCCUCUGCUCCUGUAUUAUUAUGCAACUGACCUCUCCGUCCCUCGUCCUGGUGGCCGCCAUGUGGUAUUGUACUACGAGCAGUAGAGAUCUAGGGAUUCUUUUGUAGUUCGGGACAUACGUGUCGUCGUGUUUUCAGUCUUUUUUUUUUGUGUUGUCGCUAUGGACUGCUAUGCUGGUGUUGGUGGCUACUUUUCAUUCUGUUU
Molecule: messenger RNA, 1105 nt
Organism: Phragmites australis (common reed)
Lineage: Eukaryota; Viridiplantae; Streptophyta; Magnoliopsida; Poales; Poaceae
Product: PLASMODESMATA CALLOSE-BINDING PROTEIN 3-like
Exons: 3
Coding region: 153-800 (215 amino acids)
Source: RefSeq, a predicted model, not a curated record